This is a messenger RNA of Propithecus coquereli (Coquerel's sifaka), 1555 nucleotides long. RefSeq names its product phospholipase D4-like. Gene Ontology annotation, biological process: hematopoietic progenitor cell differentiation; phagocytosis. Gene Ontology annotation, cellular component: trans-Golgi network membrane; endoplasmic reticulum; phagocytic vesicle. The record is from RefSeq and is a predicted model, not a curated record. NCBI's taxonomy places the organism in Eukaryota, Metazoa, Chordata, Mammalia, Primates, Indriidae. Gene Ontology annotation, molecular function: catalytic activity. The annotation marks the transcript as partial. The transcript has 10 exons.
GCCGUGCUGUGGCUGGGUGCUGGGACCGUCACCUGCCUCCUAUGGCAAUUGCCCGCUCUUCGUACCCGGGGCCAGAUGCACCCUGAGGAAGUGCCCACGAGGGCCUGGGCGCCCGUGGGACAGGAUGGGGAGGAGUCCUGCCGAAGCAGCCGCUCCCUGAGGGCAGCACCUGGGGCCCAGUGGGGAGCCUGGCUGGGCAGCCCCCAUCCCCCAGGCUCCUCCCUGGACUCAAUCCUGGGUGUCACCACCCCCAGCAGCUUGCACUCACUCUGUCCCCACAGGCUUGUCCUCGUGGAAAGCAUCCCCCAGGACCUGCCAUCUGCAGCCGGCAGCCCGUCUGCCCAGCCACUGGCCCGGGCCUGGCUGCAGCUGCUAGACACCGCCCAGGAGAGCGUCCACAUUGCCUCCUACUACUGGUCCCUCACCGGGCGUGACAUCGGGGUGAACGACUCGUCUUCCCAGCCGGGGGAGGCCAUUCUGCAGAAGCUGCAGCAGCUACUGGAGAGGAACGUUUCCCUGGCUGUGGCCACCAGUAGCCCGACGCUGGCCAGGGAGUCUACUGACCUGCAGGCCCUGGCAGCCCGAGGUGCCCAGGUGCGACGGGUGCCCAUGGGGCAUCUCACCAGGGGUGUUUUGCACUCUAAAUUCUGGGUCGUGGACGGGCGGCACGUGUACGUGGGCAGUGCCAACAUGGACUGGCGGUCCCUGACGCAGGUGAAAGAGCUUGGCGCCGUCAUCUACAACUGCAGCCACCUGGCCCGAGACCUGGAGAAGACCUUCCAGACCUACUGGGUGUUGGGGGCGCCCCGGGCCGUCCUCCCCAAAACCUGGCCUCGGAACUUCUCGUCCCACAUCAACCGCUUCCAGCCCUUCCGGGGCCUCUUUGAUGGGGUGCCCACCACCGCCUACUUCUCCGCUUCGCCGCCCGCGCUCUGUCCCCGAGGCCGCACCCGGGACCUGGACGCACUGCUGGCGGUGAUGGGGGCCGCCCGGGAGUUCAUCUACGCCUCGGUGAUGGAGUAUUUCCCCACCACGCGCUUCACCCGCCCUGCCAGGUACUGGCCGGCGCUGGACAACGCACUGCGCGCGGCAGCCUUCAGCAGGGGUGUGCGCGUGCGCCUGCUGGUCAGCUGCUGGCUCCACACGGACCCGACCACGUUCCCCUUCCUGCGCUCCCUGCAGGCCCUCAGCAACCCCUCGGCCAACGUCUCCGUGGACGUGAAAGUCUUCAUCGUGCCGCUGGGGAAUCACUCCAACAUCCCGUUCAGCAGGGUGGACCACAGCAAAUUCAUGGUCACGGAGAAGGUGGCCUACAUAGGCACGUCCAACUGGUCAGAAGAUUACUUCAGCAGCACCUCGGGCGUGGGCCUGGUGGUCAGCCAGACGGCCCCGAGCACGCAGCCGGGGGUGGCCACGGUGCAGGAGCAGCUGCGGCAACUCUUCGAGCGGGACUGGAGUUCCCGCUACGCUGUGGGCCUGGAUGGACCUGCUCCGGGCCGGGACUGCGUGUGGCGGGGCUGAGGCCCGGCCUUCUUGGCUCCGGGUGGACACCGUG